GGGCGGCCGCCCGCCUGCGAGGGCUACGAGGUGCCCGAGGAAGAGGAGGAGCUGCCCCCACACGCCUUCGCCUUCCCCUAUCAGCCGCCGCUGCAGCCCGAGGAGGCAGCCUCCGACGAGGACCCCAUUGACCCCCACUUCAUGGCCUACCUGGGCUCGCUGCCCCCCGAGGCGCUGGCGCCGGGACUGGAGAGCCCCGACAAGCUGGUGCGCAAGCGCCGCUCGCAGAUGCCGCAGGAGUGCCCCGUGUGCCACAAGGUGAUCCACGGCGCCGGCAAGCUGCCGCGGCACAUGCGCACGCACACCGGCGAGAAGCCCUUCGCCUGCCAGGUCUGCGGCGUGCGCUUCACGCGGAACGACAAGCUGAAGAUCCACAUGCGCAAGCACACGGGCGAGCGGCCCUACUCGUGCCAGCACUGCAGCGCGCGCUUCCUGCACAGCUACGACCUGAAGAACCACAUGCACCUGCACACGGGCGCGCGGCCCUACGAGUGCAACCUGUGCCACAAGGCCUUCGCCAAGGACGACCACCGGCAGCGGCACCUCAAGGGCCAGAACUGCCUGGAGGUGCGGACGCGCCGGCGCCGGCACGCGCUGUGGGCAGGCGCGUUGGGGACAUCGCGGGGACAUGGGGACGUGGGCACGGCCUUGGGGACAGGGGCAGGGGUAUGGGGAUGA
Tinamus guttatus (white-throated tinamou) is the source of this 678-nucleotide messenger RNA. The record is from RefSeq and is a predicted model, not a curated record. NCBI's taxonomy places the organism in Eukaryota, Metazoa, Chordata, Aves, Tinamiformes, Tinamidae.